GCUUCCAUGAGGCGACGUGUAAACCACCAUCUCCCGUGACAAUCGCCAACAUGGCGCCACUCGUGGAUAAUGCGCAGGUCAAGUCUGCCUCGCUUCACAACCCGCUGCCUCUGGCACUGCAUACCUACAUUUGGCCCUUCCUGAUCGUCUGGCCCGUCUUCUUCGCCUUCUACCUGUCCGAGGAGCGCUAUGAGAAACACUUCGGCGCUCAGGAAUGGACCUUCGUCUGGUCUGGUAGUAUUGUCACUAUUCAGUCCCUCUUCUGGCUUUCCACUUUCUGGAACAUCAAUAUCCGCUCCCUCUUUACCACAACCCCCGCCUCCGAUGUGCGCAGUGCUGGUUUGAUCAAGGUCCUCCCUGCUGAAAAUGCUGGCUCCGCCGACAUCUGCCCGAUCGAGCGCGAAACCGUCGACGGCAAGACCAACGUCUCCUUCCUCUUUCAAAAGCGCCGCUUCCUGUACUCUCAGGAGACCGGUACCUUUGCACCUCUCUCAUACCCUCUGGACCAGGAAAUCAAGCCUACCAUUGGAGAAUUCCAGAAGUCAAAGGGUCUCACUACCGCACAAGAAGUCGCUCGUCUCCAGCAAUACUAUGGCCCCAACACCUUUGAUAUCCCUGUUCCCUCCUUCACCGAGCUGUUCAAGGAGCACGCCGUUGCGCCCUUCUUCGUCUUCCAGAUUUUCUGUGUUGGUCUCUGGAUGCUCGACGAGUACUGGUACUACUCGCUCUUCACUCUCUUCAUGCUCGUCGUUUUCGAAAGCACUGUCGUUUGGCAGAGACAACGUACCCUGACCGAAUUCCGCGGAAUGAGCAUCAAGCCUUACGAUAUCUGGGUGUACAGAGAAAAGAAGUGGAUUGAGGUUCAGAGUGACGCCCUUCUGCCUGGUGAUCUCGUCUCGGUUGGCCGUACCAAGGAAGACAGUGGUGUCGCAUGCGACAUGCUUCUCGUCGAGGGCUCGGCUAUCGUCAACGAGGCCAUGCUUUCCGGAGAAAGUACCCCUGUACUCAAGGAUUCCGUUCAACUCCGUCCCACUGAUGCUCGCAUCGAACCCGAGGGUAUUGACAAGCUUGCUUUCUUAUACGGAGGUACCAAGGUUCUCCAGGUCACACACGGUAAUACUGGCUCGGACGAUUCUGAUAAGAUCCGUCCCGUUGUUUCGGGCGUUCCUGCAGCUCCUGACAAUGGUGCGAUGGCCAUCGUCGUCAGAACCGGUUUCGAGACCAGCCAGGGCAGCCUUGUCCGCACCAUGAUUUACUCUACCGAGCGUGUCUCAGCCAACAACGUUGAAGCUCUUCUCUUCAUCCUCUUCCUUACUGUUUUCGCCAUUGCCGCCUCCUGGUAUGUCUGGACCGAGGGUGUCGCCAAGGACAGAAAACGCUCCAAGCUUCUCCUGGACUGUGUCCUCAUCGUCACCAGUGUCGUUCCCCCCGAGCUGCCCAUGGAGCUGAGCUUGGCUGUCAACACCUCGCUUGCUGCCCUCAGCAAAUAUGCCAUCUUUUGUACAGAACCUUUCCGUAUUCCCUUUGCCGGUCGUGUCGACAUCGCCUGCUUUGACAAGACAGGAACUCUUACUGGAGAGGACCUUGUCGUUGAUGGUGUAGCCGGCCUUACUCUUGGCCAGGAAGGUGCGCCUGCCGAAGCCGAUGGUGCUCAGACUCAACUUGUUCCCCUCAACGAUACUGGCGUUUGCACCACUCUGGUCCUCGCUACUGCCCACGCCCUUGUUAAGCUCGAGGACGGAGAUGUCGUUGGUGAACCUAUGGAAAAGGCUACUCUCGCUUCUCUUGGCUGGACUGUUGGCCGCAACGAUACCCUUACUAGCAAGACUGCUGUCGCCGCAAAGGGUACCGGCCAGUCUGCAGCUGACUUGGUUCAGAUCAAGCGCAGAUUCCAGUUUUCAUCUACUCUCAAGCGUCAGAGCUCUGUCGCUACUGUCGUUACCACUCAACGCGAUUCCGGGAGAAAGACCAGAAGCACCUUUGUCGGUGUCAAGGGAGCUCCCGAGACCAUCAGAAACAUGCUUGUCGAUGUUCCUCCCAAGUACGAGGAGACCUUCAAGUACUUCUCCAGAAACGGUGCCCGUGUUCUUGCCCUUGCCUACAAGUUCAUGUCCACAAGCGAUGAAAUUGGUCAGAACAAGAUCAACGACAUGAAGCGUGAGGAAGCCGAGUGCGACCUCCAGUUUGCUGGUUUCCUUGUCUUGCAAUGCCCCCUCAAGGAUGAUGCUAUCAAAGCUGUCCGCAUGUUGAACGAGAGCAGUCACCGUUGCAUCAUGAUUACCGGUGACAACCCCCUUACAGCUAUUCACGUUGCUAGAAAGGUCGAGAUUGUCGACCGCGAAACUUUGAUUCUUGACGCCCCUGAACACGACAACUCUGGCCAAAAUCUUGUCUGGAGAAGCAUUGACGACAAAAUCAGCAUCCCCGUCAACCCUGCUGAGCCAAUUGAUCCCGAAAUCAUCAAGACCAAGGAUCUUUGUGUUACUGGGUAUGCGCUCUCCAAGUUUACUGGUCAACAGGCUCUGAAGCAGAUUAUUCGACACACCUGGGUCUACGCUCGUGUCUCGCCCAAGCAGAAAGAAGAAAUUCUUCUCGGUCUUAGAGAUGCCGGAUAUGUUACUUUGAUGGCUGGUGACGGUACCAACGAUGUUGGUGCGCUCAAGCAAGCCCAUAUCGGUGUUGCUCUCCUCAACGGAACCGAGGAUGAUCUCAAGAAGAUUGCCCAGAACUUCAGAGAGACCAAGAUGAAGGAUGUCUAUGAAAAGCAGUGUGCUAUGAUGAAGCGCUUCAACCAGCCUUCUCCUCCUGUCCCUGUCCACAUCGCUCACCUUUACCCUCCCGGUCCUACCAACCCUCACUACGAGAAGGCUAUUGAGCGUGAAGCUGCCAACAAGGGUACCACUAGCGAAGUCCUCAAGGCUGUCACCGAAGCCAAGCACAAGGCUGAGGUUGCUACUGCUACCGCCAAGGACGGUGAGACUGGUUCAAGCGCUCCCCUUACCGUCCAGGAAGAGCGCAGAAAGAAGGCUCAGAAUGCUGCAAGUGCCAUGGCUGAGAAGAUGUCAAUCUCUAUGAUGGAAGACGCUCUCACCGAUGAUGAACCUCCUACUAUCAAACUCGGUGACGCCUCGGUCGCUGCUCCUUUCACCAGUAAGCUUGCCAACGUCAUUGCCAUCCCCAACAUCAUCCGUCAGGGUCGCUGCACUCUCGUUGCCACUAUUCAGAUGUACAAGAUCUUGGCUUUGAACUGUUUGAUCUCAGCCUACAGUUUGAGUGUCUUGUACCUUGACGGAAUCAAGUUUGGCGAUGGUCAAGUCACUAUCAGCGGUAUGCUCAUGAGUGUCUGCUUCCUCUCCAUCUCUCGUGCUAAGACGGUUGAAACUCUUUCUAAGGAAAGACCCCAACCUAAUAUCUUCAACCCUUACAUCAUCGGCUCCGUUCUUGGACAAUUCGCUGUCCACAUUGUCACCCUGAUCUACAUUUCUCGUUACGUGCAACGCACUGAGCCCAAGAAAUCUGACAUCGAUCUUGAGGGUGAAUUCGAACCUUCGCUCCUUAACUCUGCCAUCUACCUUUUGCAGCUUAUCCAGCAAAUCUCCACGUUUGCCAUCAACUACCAAGGUCGUCCCUUCCGCGAGUCCAUCAAGGAGAACAAGGGUAUGUACUAUGGUAUCGUCAUGGUCACUGGUGUCGCUUUCUCCUGUGCCACCGAGUUCAUCCCUGAGAUCAACGAACAACUGAAGCUUGUCCCAUUUACCACCGAAUUCAAGAUCACCAUGACCACCAUCAUGAUUCUCGAUUACUGUGGUUGCUGGAUCAUUGAAAAGGUGCUCAAGCAAAUGUUCAGCGACUUCCGACCCAAGGAUAUCGCCGAGAGACGUCCUGACCAGCUUGCCAUUGAAUUCUCUCGUAAGAAGGAGGAAGAGGAGAAGAUUGAAGCUGAGAAGAUUGCAGCGCUUGAGAAGCAGCUUGGCAAGGCAUAGACGAAUCGAAAGUUAGAUGGCAGAUUUUGUACAAAUACAGGUGUAGGAAGUUUUAGAUGCAUACCUUUACAAAAGAAUUAUUGUUCACCUUACCGGA
Aureobasidium pullulans EXF-150 is the source of this 4080-nucleotide messenger RNA. RefSeq names its product putative cation transporting ATPase. The record is from RefSeq and is a predicted model, not a curated record. Lineage: Eukaryota; Fungi; Ascomycota; Dothideomycetes; Dothideales; Saccotheciaceae. The coding region runs from base 51 to 3983 and encodes 1310 amino acids. Gene Ontology annotation, molecular function: ATP hydrolysis activity; P-type ion transporter activity; ATP binding. The transcript is spliced from 3 exons. Gene Ontology annotation, cellular component: endoplasmic reticulum membrane. Gene Ontology annotation, biological process: intracellular calcium ion homeostasis.